CCUCCUCUUUCACCGCCCUCGUCCCCCACCGUUGAGGCACCUUUAGGGCUGUGGGGUGAAAAUUGCGCCCACGAAAUAUUCGGCCCCUCGAAUUUCACUCCUUCCAACACCAGCCCAUCCAUCGACCUUGCUGUACUCGCACAUCAGCAACAACAGUCAAAAUGGUUUUCCACAAGCUGGUCAAGAACAGCGCGUACUACAGUCGCUUCCAGACCAAGUACAAGCGUAGAAGACAAGGCAAGACCGACUACUAUGCCCGCAAGCGCCUGAUCACCCAGGCCAAGAACAAGUACAAUGCGCCCAAGUACCGCCUGGUCGUUCGCUUCACGAACCGCGACAUCAUCCUGCAGAUCGUGACUUCGGAGAUCAGCGGCGACAAGGUCUUCUGCUCGGCCUACUCGCACGAGCUGCGCGCCUAUGGAAUUGAGCACGGUCUUACCAACUGGGCUGCUGCCUACGCCACCGGUCUGCUUAUCGCCCGCCGUGUGCUGAAGAAGCUCGGCCUGGACGAGGACUUUGCCGGUGUGGAGGAGGCUGAUGGCGAGUACACCCUUACCGAGGCCGCUGAGACGGACGGUGAGGAGCGCCGCCCCUUCAAGGCCUUCCUUGACGUUGGCCUUGCCCGCACUUCGACUGGUGCCCGCGUCUUCGGCGCCAUGAAGGGUGCUUCGGAUGGUGGCAUUCUCGUUCCCCACUCCGAGAACCGAUUCCCCGGCUUCGAUAUGGAGUCUAAGGAGCUCGACGCCGAGACCCUGAAGAAGUACAUCUUCGGCGGUCACGUUGCCGAGUAUAUGGAGACCCUGGCCGACGACGAUGAGGAGCGCUUCAAGGGCCAGUUCGGAAAGUACACUGAGGAUGAUGUUGAUGCUGAUGGCUUGGAGGAUCUGUACGCCGAGGCACACAAGGCUAUUCGCGAGGACCCCUUCAAGAAGGCUGAGAGUGACGCCCCCAAGAAGACCAAGGAGGAGUGGAAGAAGGAGUCCCUCAAGUACCGCACCAAGAAGCUCACCCACGCCGAGCGGGCCGAGAGGGUGCAGGAGCGCAUUGCCAAGCUCCGUGCUGCGGAGGAGUAAAGGGGGGGUUUCGCUAAGUCUACAGGGACAGGUCUCUGGUUCGGAUGGAUGGGUUCAUGACUGCUUGUUCUUUGGGAGUUUUCUCAUUCACACAUCGGAGGGGUUAAUGAUGAAGGUCCAUCAAAAGCCAAUCAAUUUUCCGAGACCAUACUACCACAUUUGGAGGCGGCUGAGGCGGGCACAGGGUGUCGCAGACCCAGCGGCGCCGGGCCAACAUUGCAGACAUGUGACUUACGUUAAAUGCCCGUCAUGGCGUCAUAGCGUUAAGGCCGUCGGCCGCCCUGAAUCGAAACGACGGUGGACGGCCAGACUCGGAUUGCCAAAAUCAGACUGGGAAUGGCAAUAAGUAGCACAGUACACCAUUAGAACCAAUAGGUUCAUUCCAGCCAGUUCUUUUUUUCUUUCUUUUUGUUUGCCCUUUGCUACGUGUAUUGAGUGACACGGAAGGAUUCGGAUCUUCCUGCCACAAGACCCCGCUACCAAGCAGAAGU
Molecule: messenger RNA, 1564 nt
Organism: Lasiosphaeria miniovina
Lineage: Eukaryota; Fungi; Ascomycota; Sordariomycetes; Sordariales; Lasiosphaeriaceae
Product: putative 5S rRNA binding ribosomal protein
Exons: 3
Coding region: 162-1073 (303 amino acids)
Biological process (GO): translation; ribosomal large subunit assembly
Cellular component (GO): ribosome; cytosolic large ribosomal subunit
Molecular function (GO): 5S rRNA binding; structural constituent of ribosome
Source: RefSeq, a predicted model, not a curated record